Messenger RNA from Nelumbo nucifera (sacred lotus), 2049 nucleotides. RefSeq names its product putative protein phosphatase 2C 12. Lineage: Eukaryota; Viridiplantae; Streptophyta; Magnoliopsida; Proteales; Nelumbonaceae. Gene Ontology annotation, biological process: protein dephosphorylation. The record is from RefSeq and is a predicted model, not a curated record. Gene Ontology annotation, molecular function: protein serine/threonine phosphatase activity.
AGACCUUAGCUUCUCUGAUGAGCCCAUCGAGCGCAAGUUAGCUAAUGUCGCUUUGUAUUUAAAUAGAAAGAGCGGGCCCGAGGCGUACGCUAGAAUCUGGCCCUUCUUCGGCUUCAAACGGGGCGUUGUUGACAUGUCAGCACAUGAAGAGAAAGGGGAGGACGAGACGAACAGCUCCUAAUGCACCCCUCCUCGCCUUUCUCUCUCUAUCUCCAAUGGAAUUUUUGCAGGACACCGGGAUCCGCGUCUAUCGAUUUCUGCAACAAAUUCGGUUCAUCACUUCACCUCUCCUUCGCGGCUAACAACCAUCACGACGAAUCUCUAGUCCAGCCUCUGUUGAGUCUAUAGUUUGAUUGAAUUUCGAGGCAUGGAGGACUAGAGCAGAACAACUUCUACAAGGAGGGAACUUUUUCUGAUUUAGGGUGAGAACGAUGUCCGCGAAGAAUGAACGUCAAAUGGUGCCGCUAGCAGUUUUGCUCAAGCGUGAAUUGUCUAAUGAGAAGAUCGAGAAACCAGAAAUUGUGCACGGUCAGGCCAACCAGAGCAAAAAGGGGGAGGACUUUACAUUAUUAAAGACAGAAUGCGAAAGAGUACCAGGAGAUGGGGUUACGACAUUCUCAGUCUUUGGACUAUUUGAUGGUCAUAAUGGGUCUGCAGCUGCUAUAUACACUAAGGAGAAUCUGUUAAAUAAUGUUUUGGCUGCUAUUCCUUCAGAUCUAAGCCGAGAUGAAUGGUUAGGAGCAUUGCCAAGGGCUUUGGUUGCAGGGUUUGUGAAGACGGAUAAGGAUUUUCAACAAAAAGCUCAAAAAUCUGGAACAACUGUCACUUUUGUGAUAAUAGAUGGAUGGACCAUAACUGUAGCAUCAGUUGGUGAUUCUCGAUGCAUAUUUGAAUCUGCUGAUGGUGUCAUAUAUUCUUUGUCUGCAGAUCAUAGGCUGGAAUGUAAUGAAGAAGAGAGGGAACGCAUAACUGCAAGUGGUGGUGAGGUUGGUCGGCUUAAUACUGGUGGUGGCGCACAGUUGUCAACUGCUGGGGGUAGGCUUAUCAUCUCAAGUGAUGGUGUUUGGGAUGCUUUAUCAUCAGAAAUGGCUCUAAAUUGUUGUCGUGGGAUGCCAGCAGAUGCUGCAGCUGCCCAGAUCGUCAAAGAGGCGGUGCAACCAAAGGGACUCCGAGAUGAUACCACAUGCAUUGUUGUUGAUAUACUACCGCAGGAGAAAAAUCCUCCUGUUUCAAAGAAGCAGGGGAAAGGAGUAUUCAAGUCAAUGUUCUGCAGGAAGUCAUACGAGUCGACUUCUGAUUGGGAAAAGGAAUAUUUAGAGCCAGAUAUUGUGGAGGAAAUGUACGAGGAAGGAUCUGCUUUGCUUGCAGAUAGGUUAGAUGUAGAAUAUCCCCUGUGCAACAUGUUCAGGUUGUUCAUGUGUGCAGUUUGCCAGGUAGAGAUGAAACCUGGAGAGGGCAUUUCAGUGCAUGAAGGCUCAUCAAAUCCAGGAAAAGCGCGUCCCUGGGAUGGCCCUUUUCUCUGUUCAAGUUGUCAGGCAAAGAAAGAAGCCAUGGAAGGGAAAAGACCAAGAGAUAGUGAACGUGACUGGUAAAUUCUUGGUGGCAAUGUCAUGAUUUUACAAUACUUGGUGCUAACAAUUGUUUCAGAACUGACCAGAAAUGGAAAAUCUGGGCCCUUGUUCUGGUACUAACUGUUCAUUCACUCAUGAUGGGAUUGAACAAAUGGGCUCUAAUCUGAAGUGACCACCAAGACCCAUUGAUAAAUCACUUGUUAUGCUGCUUCAACACAGAAGAUCAGGGGCUUGAGCUUUUUUGUUUAUUUACAGAGUUGUCUUCUGAUUUGAGGAUUGAUGUAUUGAUCUUCCCUUUUUUCUUCGAAUGGUUUGCAAGUGGUGAAUUCACCAAGCACAAGAGAUCUCUGACAACUGUGAUAGACUCAUUUUCUUUUUGAGAUCACUUCAUUGUAUAUGGGUUCAAUUAAGCAGCCACCACUGUAAUAUGUAACACCCUAAUACGUUGGAAAUUUGUAUUAAUUUUUAGAUUAAAAAG